AUGGGUCGUGUGAUGCUGUUCUUUGUCCCAUCGUCAUAUACAUUGCCGCGUCUUCUUCCUUACGCCUUUGUGGCCAGGCCACAAACAUCUGUCGUUCGUAAGUAAUAAGGUGUUUCUGCGGAUUCGUUCGUCGUUCUUCGGCGUUCCGAUUGUUUAUUCUGGCCGCAUACUUUCGUCGCGUUCAGCGGACAUUGGGGAGCUUGAAGACAGGAAGGGGGAUCUGACCACAGAAAAGGAGCCGAAGGGAAGGAUCUUCUCUUCAGCGCCCCCCCCCCCUUUCCUUACCUUGACUUUGAUGGAAUGA
Molecule: messenger RNA, 304 nt
Organism: Bursaphelenchus xylophilus (pine wood nematode)
Lineage: Eukaryota; Metazoa; Nematoda; Chromadorea; Rhabditida; Aphelenchoididae
Source: the annotation of a GenBank genome assembly